AUGGCAUCUCAAGAAUCUCAGCCCGACUAUCAAGACGGCGAGGGAGAGGAGGAGCUUGGUGCCUCGGGUCCCCUCCUCAUCGAGAAGCUCCAAGAGUCUGGCAUACACGCUCAGGAUAUUAAGAAACUCGCCGAUGCUGGCUUUCAUACCGUCGAGGCUGUCGCGUACACGCCCAAGAAGAACCUUAUCAGCAUCAAGGGUAUUUCCGAGCAGAAGGCGGAGAAGAUCCUUGCCGAAGCUCAGAAGAUCGUCCCGCUCGGCUUCCAAAGCGCGACGGAGGUACAUGCGCGCCGGUCCGAGCUCGUGCACAUCACCACGGGUUCGAAGAACCUCGAUACCUUGCUAGGCGGCGGCAUAGAGACAGGCUCGUUGACCGAGUUCUUUGGCGAGUUCCGCACGGGCAAGUCGCAGCUCUGCCAUACGCUCGCCGUGACGUGCCAGUUACCGGUCGACAUGGGUGGCGGCGAGGGCAAGUGUCUGUACAUCGAUACGGAGGGUACCUUCCGCCCGGAGCGUUUGCUGGCCGUCGCAGAGCGCUACGGCUUGAAUGGCGAGGAGGUGCUGGACAACGUUGCAUAUGCACGCGCAUACAACGCGGAUCACCAGCACCAGUUGUUAACCGCCGCUAGCGCACUCAUGUCCGAGUCUCGAUUCUGCCUGCUCAUCAUCGACUCUGCGACAGCUCUGUUUCGUAGCGAUUAUAUUGGACGAGGAGAGCUCGCCGCUCGUCAAGCGCAGUUAUCCAAGUUCUUGAGGAACUUGCAGCGUCUUGCCGACGAAUACGGCGUCGCUGUAGUGUUCAGCAAUCAGGUCAUGUCGAACCCUGAUGCGUCCGCGGGACCGUAUGCGGGUAACGAGAAGAAGCCGAUCGGCGGCAAUAUUCUUGCUCACGCGUCUACGACACGAUUGCAGCUUAGGAAGGGACGGGCAAAUACGCGUCUAUGCAAGAUCUACGACUCUCCAUGUCUUCCCGAGUCUGAGACGUCGUUCGCCAUCCUGCAGAGCGGUAUCGGGGAUCCCGAAGAGGAGGUCUAG
Peniophora sp. CBMAI 1063 is the source of this 1035-nucleotide messenger RNA. Lineage: Eukaryota; Fungi; Basidiomycota; Agaricomycetes; Russulales; Peniophoraceae. The record is from the annotation of a GenBank genome assembly.